CAAUCUUUGAACAACCUAAACCAUUUGAAAAGAAAACACAACUUAAAUUUUAUUGGCGUCAUUGAACCUAAAAUACAACAAAAAAUUUUAAACAAAAAAGAAGAAGAUGCUUCACUUUCCUUAUGCUUUUGCUCAUUUCCAAAACAGAUUCUGGAUUUUCUGGAAUAAUGAUAACAAUGUUUGUGUUGUUCAUGAAGGCACCCAGUAUAUGUCAAUGUUUAUUACUAAUAAUGGGGAUUCAGCCCCUACUUGGUUAGUAUUGUUCAUGGCAGUAAUGACAUGAUUCAAAGAAGGCUCCUCUGGACAGAACUAACUCAGCUUAGAGCAACCCACACCUCUGCACCUUGGAUAAUUGCAGGCUAAAGGACCACUCCAACAAUGAGGGGAUUUUGCACCAUCAAAUUACUGUCAAAGAGGCCUAUCACCACCCCUCUUUUUUUCAAGAGAUACAGACUAUGAUGCCUGAACACAUUCUUAAUAGCAUCAAGAAUACUAUUCAUCACUUCUCUUCUACCAAUGACAUUAUGGUUUGGACCCUUACUCCUGCAGGAUCCUACUCCUUUAAGAGUGCCUAUGAGGAAAUCAGACCUAACAGAAGUAUUCACAAUAGCAUUCAGAACAUCUGGAAUAAAAACAUUCCUACUAAAAUCUCUUUCUUCAUGUGGAAGGUGAUAAACAACUUGCAACCUUUUCAGGAAAAGUUACACCUAUUUGGCAGUCAUGGCCCCUUUAAACGUCCCUUUUGCAAUGACUUUGAUACAAGAGACCAGUGUUAUACCUCUUGUGAUUUAAGCAAGAAACUUUGGACCCAUUACAGUAACCUUCUUAAUAUCGUGAAUCAUAAUAGUGAGUCUCUAAAUUCUGUUUUAAAUCACGGGUUCACUGCCAAAGAUGAUUUUGAAAAUCUUAAUAGCCAGGUUGCUAUCUACAUUUGUUGGAUUAUUUGGAAAAGAGGAAACAUGUACAUUCAUGAUGAUACUGAUAUUUUAAUUUCUGAGGCUAUUGAUAUUAUCAAUAAGGAGAUUCGGGAUGUUAGUUGGGCCAAACCUUUUGUCACCAAAGCCACUGAGCCCCCGUUUUAGACAUCCAGAUUAUUAAACCCAAGUUGAAAGUUCAAAAACAUACCAACUGAGUUCUUAGUUGGGCUAGACCUCAUGCCAACUUCAUCAGAAUUAACAUUGCCAUCAGAACUACAAGGGAUGAGAAUAUUAUUUCUGGAACGAUCAUUCGGGAUAGCCAAGGGCACUUGAUACAUUACCAGUUCAACACUCAUAAUCAGUCUGACUACACUUCCAUAUUUUGUGAUAUUGUUAUUAGCCUGAAAAUUCUGUUUCAUGAUAACAGGUACACUAACAUCAUUAUUGAGAGUGACAGAUUACAGGUACUCAAGACUAUUCAAGGAACCGAAAGCCCAAGGUGGACAGCGAUAGCAAACCUUUAAGCCUUUACAGAAAUCUAUCAUUACGUUCAUUUUGACUAUUCUUACAUUAAGAAAUCUUGUAAUAGGGCGACUUAUUUUGUUGCGGCUAACGCAAAUUUAAUUACUAAUAGCCCAAACAUUUAUACGAAAUUUCAGGGUAUUCUCAAAUUUGAUGCAAUUAGCUACCCUUAUGUUGUGUAAUGUCGGUAGGUUUUGGCAAAAUGUCCCCCUACCAUGUACUUUUUUUCCCAUUAAAUAAACAGGUAAGGUGUUCCCCGAC
Molecule: messenger RNA, 1700 nt
Organism: Cuscuta epithymum
Lineage: Eukaryota; Viridiplantae; Streptophyta; Magnoliopsida; Solanales; Convolvulaceae
Source: the annotation of a GenBank genome assembly